Glycine soja is the source of this 2159-nucleotide messenger RNA. RefSeq names its product fibrous sheath CABYR-binding protein-like. Gene Ontology annotation, molecular function: nucleic acid binding; zinc ion binding. Gene Ontology annotation, biological process: mitotic DNA damage checkpoint signaling; nuclear DNA replication; mitotic DNA replication checkpoint signaling. Bases 150 to 1982 code for a protein of 610 amino acids. The transcript has 6 exons. NCBI's taxonomy places the organism in Eukaryota, Viridiplantae, Streptophyta, Magnoliopsida, Fabales, Fabaceae. Gene Ontology annotation, cellular component: nucleus; spliceosomal complex. The record is from RefSeq and is a predicted model, not a curated record.
AAUUUGAACAACAAUAGUAAAAAAUCAAGGGUUUAACAAUUUUCUGGGUGUGUCGAACGAGGGCUCAGCUUAAAGUUUGUUCCUUUUUUCUCAAUCGUUUUCCCUCACGGCACAUUCUUCUUCUUCUUCUUCUUCCAAAAAACAGGAACAUGGAUCCUCCGAUUAAGAAAAAGACAUUGUCUCGUGCUAGCUUGAGUCCUCAGAGGAAAGACAAGUGCAUAGUUUUUCCCCUUGUGAGGUAUAAUGAAUUCCGGGAGCCUGUUUGCCAGGCUUGUAAUGUGGUUAUGUUGGAGUCUAUACGUGCACACCUAGCUUCUCCGGAGCAUAACGAGGUAAUGGAAAAACUGAAAGCUAAUGCUGCUGGAUCAACUGAAGAUAAGAAUGCAAAGCCAGUUACUGGUACCAACAACUCUCCCAAGGCUAAUCCAGAACAACCUCAAGACACAGCAUGCCAACUGCCUGAAUUUUCACAAGAUGUGCCUAGACAUGAAUCACCAUCUGCGCUUCCACGAGAUUUUUGUGAUGACAGUGGUAAAAUAAGGACAAGAUCUGUUUCAAAAGUAACUGAAACGAUGGAUCCUCCUAAAGAACAAGAACACCAGGAAUCCAUAGUUUCACCUUCCACAGAUGAAGUUUUGACAUCUUCGAAACGUGGAAGGCCACGAAAAACAAAGCCUACCAAGUUCGUAAUCAACGAGAAAUCCAAUCCCACAUCAACACCCCGAAGAUCUAAAAGAAUAAAGCAUGUAGCAGAUAAAACUGCCAACAAUGUUCCCGAAGUAUCUUCAUCCGAGGAAUUAUUGAAGGUAAAAUUAAUUACAUUACUGAAGGGACGUACUGCAGAAAAUUCACAAGCAGAUGGCAAAGAAGUCUCUUCAGAUAUUGACGCCUUAGUAAUCUACAAAAGAAAAAGACUACCUCGAAAGAGGUCUUCUGGUCAAAUAAGCAAGUCUCCAAAGAAAACUGCUCCUUCAGAGCCUCCAUCUGCUGCAAUUUCAAGCUCUACUACUGCAUCACCCCCUCAUCAAGAUCCUCCUGCAGCUACUUCACCCAGCGCUGAUGCUCCUCAUAUUGAAAAUACAAAUACUGCUGAGCCAGUAUUGAGUAAAAGCCUUGUCGAAGAGGUCGAGAAGGUGAACCCUGCUCCAGCCAAUGCUCAAGAACAGGUUGCUUCUAGUAAGGGUCAAGAAUCUCCAGAUCAAGUUGACCCAAAGGUUGAUGAAGUCUCUACUGGGAACACCCCACUCGAUCUAGAAGCCAUUAACAAAAUGAUCGAAGAUGACCCUUUGAGUGCUAUUGAAAAUAUCCUGACAGGGAAGGUUUCCAUUUGUUCUAAGACUCCACAAUCUAUCACUCAGUCAGAACAACCAAAAGUUCAAGGCUCCCCUGCAGAUGUUCUGUCAAAAGAGCUAAAAGACUUAAUGCAGAUCUUUAGCUUAGGUGAUUUUGUUACUGACUAUGAACAAAUGUCAAAGGUCCUACUUAUUCUUGAAGAGUUGCAGAAGAAUGAGAAGUUUCUUUCUCUUGAACAGCAAGCAUUCAUAAAGGCCUUCAGACUCUUCUUCAACAAUGCUGUUACUCACCGCAAACAGUGUGAUACGGCUGGAAUAAAGAAAGUCGAGUUGAACCGAGCUAAAGAAGAUAUCCUUCUGAAACUGCAAGAAGUUAAACAUACACAGGAGCAAAUCACAUCGACCAUUUCAAAUGCCAACAACAGGGUCAAUGAAAUAUCUUCUUAUAUUGAACAACUUGAAGAACGGUUAUCCAAACUGAAGGAAGAGAGGGAGACCUUUCAGUUGGCUAUUAAGGAAGGCGAGAAACAAAGGGAGACAUUGAAGAAUGAUAGCAUCUUAUGGGCUCAUCAGACUAAGGACCUGGUUUUUGAUCUUGCAGAGAUUGAGGCCAAAGAAAAAAUCCUUGGACAGCAACUUGAAACAGACAAUGAUGCAUAUGACCAAUUUAAAGCAUCCUUUCCUUUUUAAUUUCUGUUUGAAAAUUGGUAGUUGUAAUUACUCUGUUAUGUUCAAUUCAUGUAUGGUUUAGUUCAUGCAUGUUUAGUUUAUGUUCCUUUAAGCAAUUUAAGGAUUUAGACCCAGUUAAGUGUAGAAUUAUAACCUUUGAUUACAAAAUUAAUGGAUGAAAUUUUAACAAUUUCAUAA